UUUUGAUUUUCGCUUUUGAUCCAGUCAUCUGAAUCUGAGUCACUGAAUAUCGAUCAAAGGAAUUGAUCGUUCCCUUUCGCCUGGUCAGAGUUCAGAAGAAAUUGCUAUGAAUUGCUUUGGGCUCCUGAAGCCCUCUUAAUUUCAGUUUCAAUUUUGGUUUCUAACUUAACUCAAACUUUUGUAGGUGUCAAGUUCUGGCCUGUGUCGGCGGAGGGCAUUGUCUCCUGGCUGCGCCCAAUGCUCUUUUUCUCUCUACAUCUCUAACUCUGAGACUCAACCUCCAUCUGAAAAUGAACGGUAUGCUGCUGGGCCAAUUUCUGUACACCAAGCUGAACGACUAUGUGCUGAAGCUGAGCCGAAAUAAGCUGGUGCACCGUCUGCUGACGGACGGUGAUCGCUGCUCGCGCGCCGGGCCCCGCGGCCGGCCCACGCUCGACCCUCCGAGCCGCACCUACCACCGCGUGCUUCUGAAACAGCCGCCGCCGCCCGUAGCGGUUUCGAACCCCGUCGUCGCUUGGACUACAGUCCUGAGGCAACAGGUGCGCUGGGUGACGCGGCAGCUGGUGGGCAGUCUGGUGAACCCCUCCAGCCGGCUGCUGUCGCGCCAGUGUAAGGAGCUGGCUCAGCGUCUCCUCUUCUCCGGCGGCACCCACACGCUGGUGGCGUUUGUCGGCAUCACCCUGACCGGAGAUGAUGGACUCGUCACCAAGGCCGACCGUAUGGAGGUGCUCUGCGCAGAUAUCAAGAAGUUUGUGCGCGACAUGCACUGGCCCGACUGUGACCCGGAGCCGUCCGACUGUCACGCCAACGUCGAGACACUCCACGACAUUGAGAUCAGCGACGAGAUCGCCAAGGGCUGCAACGCCGUCGUCUACAAAGCCCGCAUCAAAGGCACUGGAGAUGCUGGCUGGAACCUGGCGCUGAAGAUGAUGUUCAACUACGACGCCGAGAGUAACGCCUGGAGCAUUCUGCGCGCCAUGCACCGCGAGGUGGUGCCGGCACCCUGGUAUACCGUCACUGAGGAGGUCCGACGACUGGUCACUGGCGUGGGACUGCGGCUGGCUGACCUGCCGCCCCACCGGAACAUCGUCGACAUUCGAGCCGUGCUGGUGGACCGCGUGCCGCUGGUGGGUGGCGCUCUCUCCAGCUACCCGGCCGCCCUGCCGGCGCGACUCAACCCAGACGGAGCCGGCCGCAACGCCAGCCUCUUCCUGCUCAUGAAACGGUACGACGGAGACCUGCGCACGCUGCUGGCCCAGUGCCCGGAGCUGUCUGCUCACACCCGGCUGUUGCUGCUCACCCAGCUGUUGGAGGGUGUCACCCACCUGGGACAGCACCGCGUGGCGCACAGGGACCUGAAGACGGACAACCUGCUGGUGGACACGUCGGCGGGCCGGCAGCAGCCACAGCUGGUUAUCUCCGACUUCGGCUGCUGUCUGGCUGAGACUAGCGGCGCGCUGACGGUGCCGUUCACCUCGUGGGACGUCGACCGCGGUGGCAACCUGGCUCUGAUGCCACCGGAGAUCUCUGGCGGCCGGCCGGGCCGGUUCGCCUCCCUGGACUACAGCCGGGCGGAUGUCUGGGCGGUCGGUACCAUUGCCUACGAGAUCCUGGGCUGCACGAACCCGUUCUACGGGCCGGACCGACUCAACAGCGCCACGUACUCUGAACGUGACCUGCCGCCGCUGCCGGCCUCCGUCCCGGCGCUCCUGCGCUGCCUGGUGGAGGAUAUGCUGCGGCGCGACCCGGCGCAGCGUGUGUCUGCGCGCGCAGCGGCCACCAUCUGCCAGCUGAUUCUGUGGGCGCCCAAAGCGUGGUUCGCCGCGCCUCCCUCUCACAAACAGAUCCGCCAGUGGCUGCUCACACUGACCGCCAAGGUGAUGUGCGAGUGGCGCAGCCGCACGGAGCGCGACGAUCGGCUGGAGCACGUGCUCGUGCACACGCUCCUCUGUCGGCUCACCUAUGCCGACCUGAGCGAGGCGCUCCGCUGGCUGCAGCGACACGUCUGAGGCCGGUCGGCGAGCUGAAUCAUCUGUGAUAGAGCACACUGAGGUGUCGGCGGGGCAUCGCACAGCGCCCUCACAGCGGCCGUCAGUGGUGCACGGAUCGGGUCGAGGCGGCGCCGGCGCUGCCGUGGAGCUGCGGAGUCGACGGCAGGCAAGUGAACUGUGUGUGCCAGGUAUGAAUGGAACCUGGCUUGGUGAUAGCGUUUCCGACGUGAUCUGUACGGUCUCUGAAGGAUAUAGAGGCCCACCUAUAGAUAACUCCUUAUGCUAACUCAUCAAUGUUUGCUGUAGAAGGUCCACGGAUAGGCAUUACGGAGGCGCGAUAUUGCUAUCCAGUAGGCUAACGAAAUUCCGAUUUAUCUGAUGCGGUAAGCGUAUAUUUCUGGAACUCUGAAUCCUUGAUUGUGUACAUUUAUAUUCAGCUUGGAAUCAAAAUCAUUAUACAGGCCAGUUAUUCUAUGUUAUAUUUCUGGAUGCGAGUAGAUCGUUGAGGUAAAUUCGAGUAGCCGCUUCCCCUGGUUAGGCCAUAGUGACUGGUGGUCGGGCCUGUAUUACCACAGGAGCACUGUGGCAUGUAGUCGCUAUCGGUGCUGGCUCAUUUGUUAGGGGUGUUUCUGUUCCCAGGAGGUCGACACCAAGCUGUCUGUGUCUUCGCUCGUCCCCGUGCAUAUAGGUGCGGUUAAUGUAGCUUUACCUGAUCUGAUCAGCAGUUUUAUCCCGAGUUGUGAGGAUGUCGCGCAAGUGUCGUCUUUAUUAUUCAUGUCGCAUUGUGAAAUGAUAUUUUAAUCCCGCAAGGAACCGUGGGGCUGAAAUUCGAGAGACAAGCGUGUAUCAUGUAUCUGCAAUUUCGGAGUGUGUCGAAGAAUACAAGGUUUCACAGACAACA
Messenger RNA from Amphibalanus amphitrite, 2892 nucleotides. Its product is annotated as serine/threonine-protein kinase Pink1, mitochondrial-like. The transcript has 11 exons. The record is from RefSeq and is a predicted model, not a curated record. Gene Ontology annotation, cellular component: mitochondrion. Gene Ontology annotation, biological process: protein phosphorylation; autophagy of mitochondrion; regulation of apoptotic process. Gene Ontology annotation, molecular function: protein serine/threonine kinase activity; ATP binding. NCBI's taxonomy places the organism in Eukaryota, Metazoa, Arthropoda, Thecostraca, Balanomorpha, Balanidae. Bases 291 to 2009 code for a protein of 572 amino acids.